Messenger RNA from Diospyros lotus (date-plum), 2000 nucleotides. Its product is annotated as probable polyamine transporter At3g19553. The coding region runs from base 338 to 1840 and encodes 500 amino acids. Gene Ontology annotation, cellular component: membrane. The record is from RefSeq and is a predicted model, not a curated record. NCBI's taxonomy places the organism in Eukaryota, Viridiplantae, Streptophyta, Magnoliopsida, Ericales, Ebenaceae. The transcript is spliced from 3 exons. Gene Ontology annotation, molecular function: transmembrane transporter activity. Gene Ontology annotation, biological process: transmembrane transport.
CGUCUUAUUAUUGAGUUAUGAGUUGGUGACAGCCUAAAGCAAUAGAAUAGUCAAACCAAGAAGCCCAGAAUUCAAGUCUGGCAGGAGAUGAGAUGAGAUUGUUUUUCUGGCAGAAUUAUUCACAGUUCUUUGGGAACAUCUCCCACAUGAAACACAGCCAAUAGCCUACCAAUUGAUUGGAUUCUUUGGCUUGAAGAUCUCCACUGGGAAGUUCCAGCAAGAGCAAUAGAUGGGUUUGUGACAAAACCCAAAUCGUUGUUUUCUUCAGUAAUUGCUUGGCGGGUCAAACUUGAGCAAUCUAUCUAUCUGCUUCUCCGUGUUGAUUGGAGAAGAGGGAAUGUUAAGCAAUGUGGGGAAUACGGAAGGAAAAUCAAACCCCAAACUCAAGUUAUUGCCUCUUAUUGCUCUAAUCUUUUAUGAGGUUUCUGGUGGACCAUUUGGUGUGGAAGAUUCAGUGAGGGCUGGAGGUGGCCCUCUUUUUUCUCUUCUUGGUUUCCUGAUUUUCCCCUUGUUCUGGAGCAUUCCAGAAGCUUUGAUUACAGCUGAGCUUGCCACAAGCUUCCCUGAAAAUGGGGGUUAUGUUGUUUGGAUAUCAGCUGCUUUUGGGCCGUUUUGGGGCUUCCAAGAAGGCUUCUGGAAGUGGUUCAGUGGGGUCAUGGACAAUGCCCUAUACCCUGUCUUGUUCCUUGAUUACUUGAAGCAUUCAUUUCCAAUCUUCAAUGGCCUCGCUGCUCGAAUUCCAGCUCUUUUAGGAAUCACACUUUCUCUGACUUAUUUGAACUAUCGCGGCCUGCACAUUGUCGGGUUUUCUGCAGUUUUGCUUGCUAUUUUCUCGCUCUCCCCAUUUGUUGUCAUGGGAAUUCUCUCAAUUCCUCGAAUUAGGCCUCGCCGGUGGGGGGUUGUGGAUUUUGGGAAGGUGGACUGGAGAGGGUACUUCAAUAGCAUGUUUUGGAAUUUGAAUUACUGGGACAAAGCAAGUACUCUUGCUGGGGAGAUCGAAAACCCGAGCCAUACAUUCCCAAAGGCUCUCCUUGGGGCUGUGUUUUUGGUGGUUUCUUCGUAUUUGAUUCCACUUCUUGCUGGCACUGGAGCUUUAGACUCGAACUCGAGCGAGUGGAGUGAUGGAUACUUUGCUGAAGUUGGGAUGCUGAUAGGAGGGUCUUGGCUCAAAUGGUGGAUCCAAGCUGCAUCAGCAAUGUCUAACAUGGGGCUGUUUGAAGCUGAAAUGAGCAGUGAUGCCUUUCAACUCCUUGGAAUGAGCGAGAUAGGAAUGCUCCCAGCUAUAUUCGCUUCAAGAUCCAAAUACGGCACACCAACCAUUAGCAUAGUGUGCUCUGCAGCUGGUGUGAUCUUGCUAUCUUGGAUGAGUUUCCAAGAAAUCUUGGAGUUUCUCAACUUCCUCUACUCCAUUGGAAUGCUUCUUGAGUUUGCAGCAUUCAUAAAGUUGAGAAUAGAGAAGCCGGAUCUUGCUAGGCCAUACAAAGUCCCAUUACAGACCUUUGGCUCGACGAUGCUUUGUCUUCCCCCCGCGCUUUUGCUUGUUCUUGUGAUGUGUUUAGCAUCCGCAAAGACAUAUUUGAUUAGUGGCGCAGUAAUUCUUAUUGGGAUAGUCUUGUAUCCUGCUAUAGUUCGUGCAAAGGAUAGCAAAUCGACCCAAAUCAGUAUGGAGCAACAAGCAGACCCUGCUGAUGAUGAUGAUAUUGAAGGGGAGUCGACUGUGUCGGCACAGCAACAAUUAGCUGUUGUCGACGAAGCUUCAGUUAGCCUUCUUUCAACCAGACCAUCUUCUGAGCCACAACAGGCCUCGACCGGUUUAGAGACCAGAGCGAAAGUUGUCUAAUGUGCUCUUCACUACAUUUGUACGUGUAGAUUGUUUAGUAUUACAGCAAAAUUUUUCAAAUAAUUGCAAUCUUGGACUUUGUUGUCCAAUUUAUGUUCAACACCAUGUAUUGAAAUUAUUGAAUCCUAGUGAGAAAUCUCAUAAGAAACUUUACAUCUUA